AUGGAGGGGUUCCUGUCCACGCUUCCACCGUACAAUGUCUGCGCUAACCCGAUGUGGGCUCCCGCAGCUCAGGACAUCAGAUGGGGAAAGAUAGAGGGCCGCUUCAUGACCCCCCAGGGCCUCAACUACCUGGAGCUCUGCAAGGCCAUCCUGUCCCAGGUCAACCCCAGUUUACCCCCUCGACUCAAGAAUGCAAACACCAAAGAGUGCGGCGUGCAAGUAAACGCCAAAGUGGAUAAAAUCGUGCAGUGCUCGCUGGGUCCCAAAACACUGUUCUGCUUGGAGGGCGAUCAUGCCGUGUACUCAAAGUUCCCCAAGAACCCGGAGGUGUUCAAACCGGAAGGGAAGGCGCUCUACAACACGCCAACAAUGAGCAACAUGCGUUUCCUGAGGCCCGUUUCCAUCUACUCGCCGGUGUUUGACCGCAGGAUCUUCAAGAAGAAACUUGGUGAUGACGAUGGAAGUGAAGGAGAAGCUGAAGCCGCCGAACAAGCCGAGUCUGACAAGGAUGAUGAGACGGAUCACAGUGGCGAGGACACCGUGAAGGACUUCAAGACAACUUUCCGCAGGUCUUCAAAGGGGUCCAGCUUUCAGUUCCUGGAGCAGAGGUAUGGCUUUUUCCACUGCAAAAAGUGCAACAUCCGGUGGGAGAGUGCUUAUGUGUGGUGCAUCUCUGGAACCAGUAAGGUGUACUACAAGCAGCUCUGCAGGAAGUGUCAAGUGGGGUUUAACCCCUACAGAGUGGAAUCCAUCCUCUGCAAGGGCUGCUCUCAGACUUGCUGCAGCUGUGAGAAGAAGCAGAGGCACAUUAACAUGAAGAGGCCUCACCGCCAGGACCUGUGUUGUCGAUGCAAGGGCAUGAGGUUGUCCUGUGACGCCACAUACAGCUUCAAAUACAUUGUCUGAGCUGCCCCAUGCUCUAUUCCUGAGCAGACAUCUAGUACCUGUACAUGUCACAAAUGGAUGUUGUCUCCAGUAAUGGACUUUAGAUUUAGAAGAUUAAUAUAUUCUCCUACCAGAGAGUAGAUGAAUCUCUGUCUUGGUUUGUUUCUUGGAAGCAACUUCUCAAAAAGUCUGUUUCCCUUUUAUUAAUCCUGGAGCUGAACUGAAACAUGAAAACUGUUUUUUUGUACGAAGAAACUGUUUAUGCAAUAAACAUACUGCAUAUCAAAAGUUGAA
Molecule: messenger RNA, 1179 nt
Organism: Sander lucioperca (pikeperch)
Lineage: Eukaryota; Metazoa; Chordata; Actinopteri; Perciformes; Percidae
Gene: zar1l
Product: zygote arrest 1-like
Exons: 4
Coding region: 1-906 (301 amino acids)
Biological process (GO): translation
Cellular component (GO): cytoplasm
Molecular function (GO): mRNA base-pairing post-transcriptional repressor activity
Source: RefSeq, a predicted model, not a curated record